AUGGGGAAUUACUCAGCUGUGACCGAAUUUUUUCUGGUGGGACUUUCCCAAUACCCAGAACUGCAGUUUUGUCUGUUCGUGCUCUGCCUCAUCAUGUACAUGAUAAUCCUCCUGGGAAAUAGCCUCCUAAUUAUCAUCAGCAUUUUGGAUUCUCGCCUCCAAACCCCCAUGUACUUCUUCCUUGGGAAUCUCUCAUUCUUGGACAUCUGUUACACAUCAUCGUCCAUUCUCUCAAUGCUUGUUAUGUUUGUGUCUGAGAGAAAAUCCAUCUCCUUCAUUGGCUGUGCUCUACAGAUGGUUGUCUCCCUUGGGUUGGGCUCCACUGAAUGUGUCCUCCUGGCUGUGAUGGCCUAUGAUCGGUAUGUGGCCAUCUGCAACCCACUGAGGUACCCCCUCAUCAUGAACAGGGUGCUAUAUGUACACAUGGCUGCAUGGUCUUGGAUCACAGGUACUCUGAACUCCUUAGUGCAAACAGCCUUGAUAAUGGUCUUGACUUUCUGUGGGAAUAAUGUUAUAGACCAUCUUACCUGUGAGAUCCUGGCCCUUCUUAAACUCAUCUGCUCAGAUAUCACCAUCAAUGUGCUUAUCAUGACAGUGGCAAGUAUUGUUCUAUUGAUGAUCCCUCUGCUGCUAAUUUUCAUCUCCUAUGUUUUCAUCCUCUCUUCCAUCCUGAGAAUUAAUUCUGCCCAGGGGAGAAAGAAAGCCUUUUCUACCUGUUCAGCCCACCUGACUGUGGUCAUCUUAUUCUAUGGUUCAGCCCUUUUUAUGUAUAUGAAGCCCAAGUCAAAGGACACAAAAGCAUCUGAUGAGAUCAUUGGACUGUCUUAUGGAGUGGUAACUCCAAUGUUGAACCCCAUCAUCUACAGCCUGAGGAAUAAGGAGGUGAAAGAAGCCAUGAAGAAAGUCCUGAGCAGACACUUGCAUCAAUGGAAAAGUGAAAGGACUUGAGGCAUUGAUAUCCUCAAUGUGAGACCAGAUCAGAUCUUUUG
Messenger RNA from Camelus dromedarius (Arabian camel), 989 nucleotides. Its product is annotated as olfactory receptor 13D1. NCBI's taxonomy places the organism in Eukaryota, Metazoa, Chordata, Mammalia, Artiodactyla, Camelidae. The record is from RefSeq and is a predicted model, not a curated record. Gene Ontology annotation, biological process: detection of chemical stimulus involved in sensory perception of smell; G protein-coupled receptor signaling pathway. Gene Ontology annotation, molecular function: G protein-coupled receptor activity; olfactory receptor activity. Gene Ontology annotation, cellular component: plasma membrane. The transcript has a single exon. The coding region runs from base 1 to 948 and encodes 315 amino acids.